Messenger RNA from Bursaphelenchus xylophilus (pine wood nematode), 5964 nucleotides. NCBI's taxonomy places the organism in Eukaryota, Metazoa, Nematoda, Chromadorea, Rhabditida, Aphelenchoididae. The record is from the annotation of a GenBank genome assembly.
AUGAACAACCCGUGGGUUGUUACCUCGUUGGAGUUCCAACAAAAUGAGAUCCAAUUCAUUACACUCAAACCUACAGACGGAUUUCUGAAUGGUGAACAAGCAAGAGGUUUCAUGCUGAAAAGUGGACUUCCACCUAACGUCUUGGCACAAGUAACCGGUGUUUUGAUUUUAUUUCUUUGCUUUUAGGGGAAAUUUUUGUUCUUCUUGCAAUUACAAAAAUAUUUUAGGUAUGGAACCUAGCUGAUAUGAACAAGGAUGGUCGUUUGGACAAGAUUGAGUUUGCCGUAGCAGUAAAACUAAUUCGCAAUGCUCUGUCCGGACUUCCUCUUCCAAAUAUUCUUCCUGACUCUAUGAAAGUGAUUCAACAAGCUCCUCCUCAAGCCUUUGUCCGACCUCCGGCCUAUGGAAUGCCUCAGAUGCCACAACCUUAUAUGGGAGGACCUCCACCACAACCUCCAACUCAAAUACAACCGGAAUUCAAAAUGGGCACAAAGGAAUUAGGGGAUUGGACAAUGCCGCACAGUACCAAACUAAAGUACUCUCAACGGUUCAAUCAAUUGGAUAGAGAACGAAAAGAUUAUUUGACUGGUCAACAGGUUAGAGGAGUAAUGGGAGAAAGUCAACUGCCAGCGCCAAUUCUUGGACAAAUUUGGAACUUGGCAGACAACAAUAAGGAGGGGUAUUUGACUAUCGAAAAGUUUUGUGUGGCCAUGUUUUUGAUUGACCAGGUCAAGGUAAGAGAAAAUUUUAAAUCAUUUUGUUUAACUUUUAGGCCGGAUACGCCCUUCCUCCUAAACUCCCACCAGAGUUGGAUACGUUUGCUUCCCGUCCAAAGACAGAAUCGCCAGCAAUCACUCCGGGCGAGGAUCCGCCACAGAAAACCCCCACUUUAAAGACAUUCGAAGAUAAACGAAGGGAUAAUCUAGACAAAGGAGAGGCCGAAUUGGAACGGCGACGACAGAUCCUUCGAGAAGAAGAAGAAAGACGUAGGAUGGAGAUCGAACGGAAGGAAAGAGCAGAGGCCGAACGUCGAGAACAGGAACGAUUGGAACAGGAGAGGAUACGACAAGCUGAACUUGAAGUCCAAAGACAACGGGAAAAGGAGCUGGAGGAACAGCGAGCAGCAGAAGAAGCAAAACUUCGAGCUGAACGAGAAGAACAACGAAGGAAGGCCGACGAAGAGAGGAUGAAAUUGCUGGAACAAAGACAUGUUAAGGAUCUUGAGGUUAGUCUUCUUACUUUGUUAUAUUUUUCUUUUUGUUGUUUUAGACUCAACUCCAAGCCGAAAAAGAGAAAACGGCCCAAAUCCAACAACGCCACAAGACGAUGACGUUUCAAUUGCAAGGCCUGGAAGAGAAAGCGGCUCAACUUACACUUGAUUCGAAUGCAUCAAGAGAUGAAAUCAUUGCAAUCACGAGUGAAAUCGAAGCUAUGAGAGGUCAGCGAGACCAGAAAGUGGCGAAGAUUCAAGAACUUCAGGCUAAGAAUCAACAAGUAUGUGAAGAAAACCUUUAUGCUUUGUGUCAUGUACAUAUGAGUCUGAUCGUUUUAUUUCAGCUCGCCGUUCAAUGUGAAAGGGUUUCUCAUAGCAACUUGCAACUUCAAACGGAAUGUCAAAAGAGCUUGUCCAGAGGAAAAGAGAUCGAACAGAUCAGAAAUUUGAUUGAGGAAAGAAAAAAUCAGAUCAAGAAUGCCCAAAACGAAAUUCAAGAUUCCACUCAACGCCUGGAGAAUCAGAAGAAAUUGGUGAAUGAGGUAAACAUUACUUUUGAAUCUUAUAUUGUUGUUUUUGCAGAAGAAACCCGAGUUUGAUGCUGGAGAAGAACGUCUGAAAAAGAUUGGUGAUGUGUAUCGGGAAAUGCUCGAGAAAUUCGUUGCCAAACAAACGGAACUCCAUAAGAAAGUCAGUGAGAAGAGAAGGGCACAAGUCCCACCAAUGAGUGCUGCUUUCAACUCCAAUUCAAAUAAUUUCAAUACCAACUUUAACUCGACGAAUGAUGCGUUCGGAUCGAAUGCCUUUGGCACUGGUGAUGGAUUCAACGCUUUCCCCAAACAGAAUGAUCUUUACGAAGCCCCACCUGAUGCGAAUGCCUUCCCCACCAGCUUCAAUGACCCAUUUGCUCCAAAACAGGGAGAUCCUUGUAAGCAAAUCGCCGAGAUUCAAGAGUAUAAUAUACUUUUUAGUUGCACCAUCUGGACAAACCACUCAUGCUUCUCCUCAGAAUUCAUCCGACAAGCCGCCAGUCAAAUACCGCGCAUUAUAUGAAUUUGUGGCCCGAUCUGAUGAUGAACUUUCCCUCCAGCCAGGUGAUACCAUCCUUGUUUUCGAAGGGCAUGCGUCGGAACCAGGAUGGUUGGCUGGUCAGAUCAAGGAGAAGGUUGGGUGGUUCCCGGCUUCGUUCGCAGAGCCCAUUGCCAAGAAGACCAGUCCCAUUCAAAACUCGACUUCUGCUUCUCCAUCGACGGAACCAUUGGCUAGUAUUAAAGAAGAGCCAACGGAAAAGGAUUUUAAUACUGAUUUUAGUAAGUGCAGGCUUAAGAGGGCUAACAAAGAAUAGUUCGAUAAAGUUUUCGCUUUUUGUUUUUGAUGGUCGGAUACUAAUUUAUAUUAUUUUAGGUUCCGCCUUUGCCGCCGGAACCCCAGUUGCCCAACCACCCUCCACAAUGUACGACGCCCCUCCAGGAGACAUCCCCUCUCCGGUCAAACCAGCCCCAGCUUCAGUAGCCACUUCCAACGACGUCGUCAUCGCUGUGGGUGUUGCCCAGUUCCCCUGGAAAGCCCGUUAUGACUCAGAAUUAAGUUUCGCGAAAGGCGAUACCAUCGAGAUCCUAGAAAAAACGGAAAUGCGAUGGAGAGGAAGGGUUCAGGGUAAGAACGACACCAAUGGAUGGUUCCCCAAGAGUUAUGUGAAACUGAAUGAGAAUGGUAAGAUAAAGUACUUUGAAGAUGAUGUAAGAUGUUUCAGUCCCCUCUAAACAAUCCUCGGUCGAAUCGAAUCGUCAACUUUCUUCUCAUGUCACCCCCUCCAACUCCCAACAAGCAAUUGCCCCCACUUCUCAACCUGUAUCCUCACCAUCAGGCCAAUGGUUUGUCGCUUUGUAUCAAUUUGAUGCUGUGGAGUCAACGGAUCUGAGCCUUAAGAUUGGAGAGCGGAUCUUUGUCACGGAACAAGAAGGUGAAUGGUGGAAGGGAACUGCGAAUGGAAGAACAGGCAUAUUCCCGGCCAAUUAUGUGGAAAAAGCUGACUCGGCCCCUGCCCUCCCUACCUCAACGGUUAGCGCCUCUGGAGAUUCAACGGAAAUGGAUAGAAAGGCCAAGGUGAUUGCCGCAUUUGAGGCGACAGCGGAGAAUCAGAUCAGUCUUCAUGUUGGGGAUCAAGUGCAAAUAAAAAACACAACUCCAGGUGGAUGGUGGGAAGGAAAUGUGAUCGGAAAGGAGGAUAAAGUGGGAUGGUUCCCCGGAAAUUAUGUUCAGGUAAGGGGAUGAAAUUUUAUUUUUCUUGGAUGACAUGUUACACGGUUUGCGCUUUCGAUAAGAUUUUUUAUUAAACAAAUUGCAAUUUUUAAUCAUAAAGUUGUUAUGAUGGAGCUUAUUUUCAGCUAAUCAGCGCUGCCUCAACUCCAAUCGGCGCCAAGCUGGCUGAUGCCGCUUUUGAUUACGAAGCCCAGCAUGCAGAUGAACUCUCUUUCAAAUCCGGCGAUGUAAUUGAAGUCACCGAACAAACGGACAGUGAAUGGUGGAAGGGGCGGAAACAAGGGACCACCGGUGAAUCUCUCCUCUUCCCAUCUAACUUUGUACAACUUCGGUAAAUUAUUUUGAAUCUCUUUGAUUAUCCAACGGAAUCUGAAAAUUUUAUAACUAAUGUUAAGAAAUCUCUAAAUAAACUUUUUCUAACUGACCUAGGAGGUGCUGAAUCAUUGGUAGGAUGACUUUGUAAGGUAUUACUGAGUAAGAUUAGAUAUUGUGAUGUGAGUGUGUGGUUAUUUAUGUUAGCUAUCAGAUUGUUAGUGUAAUUUAUUGUAUUGGUGAUGGUGUUUAAGUUUUUUUCUUUAUAGUAAUGUGACGGACGCGCCUUCUGUUACUCCUUUUUCAAAAUCGAGUAGUCAAUCAGAUGCCGUGAGAAGGGUAAGCGGACUUUUGGAUAUUGAUUUGUCUAAACCCUUUCGUCAUUUUUGUGAUAUUAUCCAUGUGUUGGGUGCUUGUGAUGGUCGUUUUCUGCAACUUGAAGUUGCUUUUGGUCCUUUCAGUUAUCAAUUUUUAUUAAAGACUCGCCUAUGUUGUUUUAGUAGCCUGGUAAAGAUUUUGUUCUAUUUAAGGAGCUGAUUGAGACCGAAAAUCGUUUUGCUGAGGAUCUUUUGAUGGUUAGAAAUGUUUUCAUGAAACCGUUGGCUACCGUAUUAAAUGAGGAUGAGUUGAACAAGCUGUUCUUGAAUUGGAAUGACCUAAUAAAAUUAUCCAAGAAGAUUUACAGUGGACUACAAAAGAGACCACCAGGUAUUGAGUGAAAUCUUUUGGGGAUAUUCAUGUUUAGGUGAGCUCUUUUGCCGUCGAAUUGAUGCCCUCGAGGAGUUUGUGACCUUCUGCGAAGGCCAACAAUCGGCCAUCGAUUAUUUGAAUCAUUUGGAAACGAGCAAUGAGAAGUUUAGAAAAUGUCAUUUGAAAUGUCAGGAGCACGAGGCCGUCAGAGGAGUAUCACUGAGCUAUUACUUACUCAUUCCGAUGUCUCGAAUCACCAGAUACCCACUUAUAUUCGAGAAAUUGCUCAAGGAAACGAAUCCGAAAGACCCGGAUUAUGAGGUGAGAUAUUCAUCACGAAUAAAUUAAUUAUAAUAUAAGCAUGGUAGCUUUAUAAUUCUGUUGAUUAUUACAUUAUCAAUCACUCGACCUUCCAGGCCCUUCACAACGCCCAUCAAUUACUUCAAGCACUCUGCGCUCGAGUAAAUAACGCAAUUUCCGAAAUGCAAAAUACGAACAUGUUAUAUUGGAGUCAGCGGAACAUAAAAGUCGGAAACAUCCAUUUGGAAUUUACAUCCGAAACGAGGGAGUUAGGCCCGCGCAAGUUCCUACAGUCCGGAAUCGUGAAUAAAAACAAGUCGAACAAGAUGUUGGUAGCUUUGCUUUACAAUGAUAUGCUAGUGUUGACAACAUCCGAUGAAGGGAUAUCAAAGGUAUGCAGUUUUAUCUCUAAAUGAAGGAUGACUAAUGCUUUAUUCCGGCGUUUCAGCCAGAGGAUUUCAAGAUAUCGCCAUCAGAUGACGUUAGGCUUACCUUAUAUAAGACUCCAUUUGUCCUGAAGAAUCUGCAAGUCGAGGCCAGCCUAUUGGACAGCAAUGUAUUCGAGAUCCGGAACUUGGAACUUACAGUGCAACUGAGGGCCAAAAGCAGUAAUGAAAAGAUGUUCUGGGUGAAUCAGAUACGCAAGGCGAUUGAUGAUUAUGAUGUGAAUUCGCAACUGACUUUGGCCAAAACUUCGGUAUGUUUAUAAGGCUAGAACGGGUAUUGAUAAUUAUUUUUGAGGGUACAUUGCUUUCAACCGCUAAUUUCAGAAAUCUCCAACCAACUUUGGCCAAACAUCAGCUGGCACAUUAUCAGUGGAACUAGUCAGUCUGAGCAGAACUGACAUCCUCAACAAACCGCUGGUAAUUUCGUUGGAUCUGGAACAGCUAGAGAGGCCGUUGAGAUCACAAAUAACCCCGUCUUCUUCCACCAACAGCCUCUUGAAAUUAGACAUGAAUUUAAUGUCUCUAAAACAGCAUCUCGAACUGACUGUUGCUAUAUUCCAGCCUUACAGACCUGAUCGAAAGGUGGGCCAGGUGACCGAAGAUAUAAUGCAGCUGGUGAGGAUCGCCGCCCAUCAUCGCGGCCCAAUCGUGAGGAAAUUGGAUUUGGAGAAAUCGGAUCUGACUGGUAGGAAAUGCGAAGCGGUUAUUAAGUUUGUUGUCAACAUUCGAGAGCAGUUGUAA